UGGAUGCAACCAGGAUACCUACUUUUGCUCUACUUAUUUCCUCUUAGGGUCGAGUUACUUACGUAAAAGCUGCAAUGCUUGCAUUCUACCUCUUGACUUUUGCUGCCACCAUCCAAGCCCACAACCAGCUAUUACAAGGCUCCUGCAACUUUGAGUCCAACACCUGCGGAUACACGUCAGAUGCAGACUUUACGAGCUGGACACUGCAUAAAGAUGGCCGUUUUGUUGCAUUGGACACAGCCGUGAGUGAUGACCAGGAUAAAACGGGGCCCCAGAGAGAGAUCACAGGGGUCCUGCUGAGUCCGGCUCUGGAGCAGGACGAGUGGAGCUGCCUGAGGCUGGUCUACCAGAUCACCGGCUGGGGGAGCCUGGAGGUCAGCCAGCGCACGGAGGGAAAGAGCUUUGACAGGCCGCUGUGGAGCAGCCAGGAGCCCUCUGACAGCUGGGUCAUCUCAAGCAUGGAUCUGCAAGGCAGUACUGAGCCUUAUAGGGUUGUCAUCGAAGGUAAACCUGGACGCAGCGCUGGGAGCAGCGUGGCCAUCUUUGAGAUCCACAUCAUCCCUGGAUACUGCCUGGAUUGUGAUUUUGAGGAGUCUCACCUUUGUGGAUACAGUAAUCAGUGGAACGCCAAUGUAAACUGGUAUGUGGGAGGAGGCGGGACCCAGAUCCUUAACAACAACAUACCCAAUGACCACACGUACAACAACAGGACAGGUCACCUGAUGUAUGUGGACUCUGUCUACACCAAGACUUUCAAAGAAGUGGCCAAACUAGUGUCUCCCAUGACAACGGUGCCGAUGUCAGGCUGCCUGAGUUUUCAGUACCAGCGCAGCGCGGAGAGAGGGAGCCUGUUCUCUGUUUUCACCAAGGACCGACUGGGUCAGUACCAGGAGCUGUGGAGGGCGGGGGCAGAAAACCAGAGCGAUUGGCGUGGGACGCUCGAAGAAUGGAUACCUGUGCAGGUGGACCUGAAGGCACCAUACUCUGUACAGGUGGUCUUUGAAGUGUCCUUUAACAGCCCAAGAGGCGGACGUGUUGCAAUCGAUGACAUUUCCUUUUCUCCAGAGUUUUGCAGCACAGACACUGAGCCGACCUUUGACCCCUCCAUCGCCAACUGUGACUUUGAGUCCGGUUUCUGCCGCUACAUCCAGGACCAGGUGAUGUUGUCGUCGUGGAGGAGAGUGUCUGUGACGCCCAACAUAUUUAGGAACGGGGACCACACCACAGGGGCAGGAUAUUUCCUGUUGGCUCACUCCCGGCUGAGCCCACGCUUUGGUUACGUUAGCCGCCUGAUGGGUCCCACUCUGCCUGGGAACACAAAGUACUGCCUGAGAUUCUACUUCUCCCUGAGGGGUUACAACCAGACCGACCAGGCUCUCGCUGUGCAUCUGCAGCACGGCAGCGUCCAGGAGAAGAUCUGGACUCAGGGGGAGAAGUCCAGGGAGAUCUGGAUCACCACGGACAUCACCUUCCAAACAUCCCAGCCUGCCAGGGUGGUUUUCGUCAGCACCUGCAGGAGCUUCUGGGACUGCGGCUCCGUGGCUCUGGAUGACAUCAGUGUGAGUCUCGGAGACUGUGAGCUGACAGCAGGUCUGUUGUCGCCAUCUCUGCCAGGAAACUGUAACUUUGAAGCGGGCCUGUGCGGCUACACUCAGGACAGGCAGAGUGAUGGCGCUGACUGGGAGUGGAGGAGAGGACCCACCCCGACCUCGUACACCGGGCCAAGAGGAGACCACACCACGGGACUCGGAUACUACCUGUACAUGGAGGCAUCGCCCAUGCUGCCUGGGCAGAGGGUCCGGCUGCUGUCCCGCCCCCUGAGGGGCUCCAGGGGGCCUCAGUGUCUGCGCUUCUUCUACCACAUGUACGGCUCCGGCACGGGUCGGCUCAGCGUUCACCUCCACAGGGACGGAGAGGACGCGUUGCUUUGGCAACUGAGCGGCGAGCAGAGCAUCACCUGGCGGAGGGCCACAGUGGAGUACCAGAGCGACAGCCAGCAUCAGAUUGUGUUCGAGGCGACCAGAGGUUCAUCAGUAAGGAGCGACAUCGCCAUCGAUGACAUUUUCUUGGAAGGCGGACCUUGCCCAGAACUGGAGAUCAAGGCCACCGUGGGAACCUCCAAUGAGAUAGAGUAGAAGGCAAGAGGAAAUCCGCUGCGUAGGAUGCUUGAACCCCGUUUGUUUUUGCACAUUGCAGACUCCCUGACUCCUGCACGUCGACCUGAACACGUCGGAUUGCGGGUGAAGGUAGUCAUGUAAUCCUGUUUUUAACGGAGCAACACAUAUCAGCUGUCAUAGUCGGCAUUUCUCUCAGCACCGUAGCAACAGAGAGAGUGUUUAACUGUGUUCUUCUUCACAUCUAUAUGCAUUAGAUUAAUGCUCAUUGCCUCAAAUAAAGCUUGAAGGUCAUUCGCCA
Molecule: messenger RNA, 2415 nt
Organism: Perca flavescens (yellow perch)
Lineage: Eukaryota; Metazoa; Chordata; Actinopteri; Perciformes; Percidae
Product: MAM domain-containing protein 2
Exons: 15
Coding region: 75-2135 (686 amino acids)
Cellular component (GO): membrane
Source: RefSeq, a predicted model, not a curated record